AUGGGCCCGAAAGAACCAACACCGCAUCAAAUCUCCCGAGGUUUGGAGUAUGUGCACAAAGAGCCUUCAUUUCUGGCGAAACUGAAAGGCAAGCAACAGGCUGAUAUCAAAGCCAAGCAAAAAUUCGAAAACUACACUGAUGGACAAGACGACGAUGACUAUGAUGAGCUGGAAGGUGCUCAAGUAGUUGUUCUGGAUAAGCAUGGCAAAGAGGUUCAUGAGAAACCUCCGGUCUCUGACGACGAAGAUGAUAAGAAUAAGAAAGACGAUGCCGAUGCUGAUAACGAUGAACCGGCGGUUGACGCCAACGGUCGAAUACUGUUUCGCGCUCGCAAAAAGACAAAAGAGCCUGCUAAACGAAAAGAGCGAGAAGACGACACAAAAGUCAAAUCUUCAAAAAAGAAGAAGGCUAAAAACACAACCAACCUGCUUUCUUUUGAAAACGACGACGAAUAA
Radiomyces spectabilis is the source of this 456-nucleotide messenger RNA. RefSeq lists its product as uncharacterized. The coding region runs from base 1 to 456 and encodes 151 amino acids. The record is from RefSeq and is a predicted model, not a curated record. Lineage: Eukaryota; Fungi; Mucoromycota; Mucoromycetes; Mucorales; Radiomycetaceae. The transcript is spliced from 2 exons.